Messenger RNA from Phoenix dactylifera (date palm), 1642 nucleotides. RefSeq names its product protein POLAR LOCALIZATION DURING ASYMMETRIC DIVISION AND REDISTRIBUTION-like. Gene Ontology annotation, biological process: asymmetric cell division. The record is from RefSeq and is a predicted model, not a curated record. NCBI's taxonomy places the organism in Eukaryota, Viridiplantae, Streptophyta, Magnoliopsida, Arecales, Arecaceae.
UCUCUCCAAAAUUUUUUGCUACGUUUUUCGAGCGCGCUCUCUCGUUCUCUCUCGAGUAUAAAUAGCUCGUGCAUGGGUUGGUGUUGGAAACAGGGAGAGCCCCCCUGUUUCUGCGUGGGUUCCGAUUCUUGGGGUGGAAGCGGAUGGAGGAGAGGAGAGUAGCCGAUUUCCUCCCGGAACGCAAAUCCGGGGCAAUGGAGAACAAGAAAAGAAGAAAAACGUGGGACCAUUGCCUAUCCCUUCCCCACUCCUCUGCCUCCGCCGCCGACUCUCUUUCUCCCCGCGCUCUGCUCUCCCGGCUGCGCCUCUCGCUCCACAAGCCAUCGCCGGCCCGCGGCGGAGGAGUAGGGGACGGGAUGGGAUGCGGGAUGCGGUUCCCGAGGCAUUGCUCUUGCAAGAAGGAGAAGGAAGAGGAGAAAGGGGAGGUGGAAGGCGAGGAGAAUGAGGUGGAGGUGGGCGGAGGGAAAGUGGUGGACUCACCUGUUUCGGAGCCGCCGGCGAGCGAAAGGAGGGCCCCGCCGUCUCCGGACGCCGCUACUGUGGAAGGCGGCACGGAGGGUUCCGAGGAGAAAGGAAGGAAGCCAGAAGAAGUCUCUUUAAACCUAGGUAUGGGGAUAGGUCUGGUCUUUCUCUUAGCCAGGAGUGCAACUGAAUUCAAUAAGAUGGUAGAACUGCGGGCGCAGAUGGAAAUGCUGCUUAAAGACAUUAAGGAUGAGAUCCAGAGGAAGGAAAUACCUCCUAACUAUACAGUGUCAAAUAAUAUUAUUGGCUAUUCUACAUCGAAUAGCUUUGGAAAUGGAAAUACAGGCAAUUCCAUAUCUUUGCAAAAUGAUGGAGCAUCUUGCCAUUUGCCAAUGUUGCACACUGCCAUGGAAUCUGCUACACAGUCGAAGUGUGAGACAGCCACAAGGAGCAAAAGGUGCUUGGAGAUUGAUCAAAUAGAAGCAGAGCUUGAAGUUGAACUGCAACGUCUGCGACUCGAUUCGGAAGACAAAGAUUCAUCUGCCUAUCUACAACCACACAGAAUGGAGUCAAGUGGGAAUGCGGAUCCUUCUGAGAACUUCAGCCAAAGUUCUGAAGAAGGCGACGAAGCCGAAGAGAGAAGUUGUCGCUGUGGGGUUGACCCGCGUGAGCUGGAAAGGAGAUUGCAUGAGCUUCUAGAAACAAGACAGCAAGAGAGGAUAGCAGAGCUCGAAUCUGCACUGGAUUGUGCUGAGAGAAUGCUACGUGAAAGGGACAGAGAGAUAUGCUGGUGGAGGGACACCACAAGGCUGGUCUCACAUCAUAAGGACGAAACUCUGUUUAGGUGAGCUACUAAUUGGGAGCCAAACAUGCAAUCCUUGGUUGUCACUUCUUAAGCAGAGUUUUCCUUGUUUCAAAGGAAAGCCUAAAAGACAUUCUCUUGUACCAGGUAAUUGUGCAACAAAUGCAUCAUGUAGCAAUUUUCUUGGAACAUUUUGGAUGCAUUUUUCGAGUGAUUUAUGGUGGUGAAGCUGAAAUGAAGAAUGCAGCAAGAUGAAUCAAAGAACUGUUUGGCUUGUUAUUGUACUUCAGGACGCAAUUACUUGAUCCCCCUUUUCCUCUUCUGUAGCAAUGAGUCAGAUUUUUGCAGUAUAUGUAGACUUCUGCAACAUCCAUCCUC